Wasmannia auropunctata (little fire ant) is the source of this 3652-nucleotide messenger RNA. RefSeq names its product nitric oxide synthase, salivary gland (gene Nos). The record is from RefSeq and is a predicted model, not a curated record. The coding region runs from base 132 to 3563 and encodes 1143 amino acids. Gene Ontology annotation, molecular function: NADP binding; heme binding; nitric-oxide synthase activity. Gene Ontology annotation, biological process: nitric oxide biosynthetic process. The transcript has 14 exons. NCBI's taxonomy places the organism in Eukaryota, Metazoa, Arthropoda, Insecta, Hymenoptera, Formicidae.
AGAUGGCGAUGGCACGUGAGAUGCUGCGUUGUGUCAUCUCCGCGCUCUGUCCUCUCGUCCUAGCUUUCCUCCUUAUGGUCGUGAUUGUCGUCAGUCUGUUACUCACCAACAGUUAAACGGUAAAACGCAAAAUGAAGGACCACGACGGAACGCCCCAGCAAAAAAAGCCUACGAAACUCAGGAAUAUUGCGGAUAAAACGGAAGCGUUUGAUUCUUUGCACAUGAAAAAUGCCGAGAAAAUCCUUUGCAAGACUGGCCAAGUCUGUCUUGGUAGCGUAAUGCAGCUGCCGACUCAUGGAACGGAGCCACGCACGAAAGAGGAAAUCUUGCUUCACGCGACUGAUUUUCUGGAGCAAUAUUUCACUUCUAUUAGAAGAUUAAAUAGCGAUGCUCAUCGCGCACGUUUGGAGAGUGUGCAUAGAGAAGUGAUAUCCACUGGCACAUAUCAGUUAACAGAAACGGAACUGGUUUUCGGCGCAAAAUUGGCUUGGCGAAAUGCUGCGAGAUGCAUUGGUCGCAUUCAGUGGUCAAAGCUACAGGUUUUCGAUUGCCGUUAUGUUACAACUACGAGCGGCAUGUUCGAGGCUUUAUGUAAUCACAUCAAGUACAGUACAAAUAAAGGAAAUAUCAGAUCCGCGAUAACAAUAUUUCCACAGCGCACUGAUGGAAAACACGAUUACAGAGUAUGGAAUCAGCAAUUGAUCAAUUAUGCAGGAUACAAAAACCCAGAUGGUACCAUUCUCGGCGAUCCUGCGAAUGUAGAAUUUACAGAGGUUUGCAUGAAAUUAGGAUGGAAAGGCGCACGAACUCGAUUCGACGUAUUACCAUUGGUUCUGUCUGCCAACGGGCAUGAUCCGGAUUAUUUUGACAUUCCCAACGACUUGGUAUUCGAAGUACCUAUUAGUCAUCCUACGUAUGAUUGGUUUGAGAAAUUGGGUCUCAAGUGGUACGCCGUCCCGGCUGUGUCCGGAAUGGUUUUCGAUUGCGGAGGUUUAGUAUUCACCGCGGCACCUUUCAACGGCUGGUACAUGAGCACCGAGAUUGGCUCCAGAGAUUUAUGUGAUGCUCAAAGAUAUAACAUGCUCGAGACAAUAGCGACGAACAUGGGUCUGGACACGAGGACGUCCACGUCGCUGUGGAAGGAUAAAGCGAUGAUAGAAGCUAACGUUGCCGUGCUGCACAGCUUUCAGAUGAAAAACGUGACGAUCGUGGAUCAUCACACCGCUUCGGAAUCCUUCAUGAAGCAUUACGAGAACGAGAUGCGUCUGCGAAACGGCUGUCCCGCAGACUGGUUGUGGAUCGUACCGCCCAUAUCCGGAUCCGCCACGCCGGUGUUUCAUCAGGAAAUGGCGCUCUAUCAUCUGAAGCCCUCGUACGACGCCCAGGACCCGGCGUGGAAGACUCACGUGUGGAAGAAGGGCCGCGACAAGAAGGCAACGUCGAAAAAGCCAAGGCGAAAGUUCCACUUCAAGCAGAUCGCGAGAGCCGUGAAAUUUACGUCGAAGCUGUUCGGACGGGCGUUAUCGCGUCGAAUAAAGGCGACCGUGCUGUUCGCCACGGAAACCGGAACGUCCCAGAUGUAUGCGGAAAAGUUGGGCGAGUUAUUGGGUCACGCUUUUCACUCUCAGGUCCUUUCAAUGGAGGAGUACGAUAUCAGUAACAUAGAACACGAGGCCCUGCUGCUGGUGAUAACUUCCACCUUUGGUAACGGCGACCCGCCGGAAAACGGGGUGGUCUUCGCGCAAAAUCUGUACGCGAUGAAGAUGAACGACGCUUAUAUAAACAGCGAGAAUAAAAUAAGUUUGGCGACCUCUAAGUCGUUCAUCAAAGCAAACAGCCAGACGGAGGUGAGCGGGUCGAAGAAGUUGGAUCGUCUGGAUUCCUUGCGCGGCUCCACAACGGAGUCGCAAACCGAGGAUACAUUCGGGCCCCUCAGCAACGUCCGAUUCGCCGUGUUCGCCCUGGGCUCGUCCGCGUAUCCGAACUUCUGUGCGUUCGGCCGCUACGUCGACAAUCUACUGGGCGAGUUGGGCGGAGAGCGAUUGGCGCGUUUGGCCCAGGGUGACGAGAUGUGCGGGCAGGAGCAGACCUUUCGGAAAUGGGCAGCCGACAUCUUCGCGAUCGCGUGCGAAACGUUCUGCUUGGACGACGACGACACCCUGCUGGAAGUGGCCCUGUCGCUGGGCUCCGAGGCGUUGUCCGCGGCCACGGUUCGCUUCGUGGAAGCCGAGCCUCAACCGACCGCCAAAGCGUUAAGCAAAUGCCACAACAGAAACGUGACGAUGUGCAAUAUGCUUCGGAGGGGCAACUUGAGCGGCGACGAGUCCAGCGGAACGACGUUGCUCCUGGAGUUGGACGACAUAGUGGGCAUGGAUAUUUCUUACAAGCCUGGGGAUCACUUGGGCGUGUUCGCGUGCAAUCGAGCGGACCUCGUGGAGAAAAUCUUGCAACGCGUGCAGUCUACUUUCGACGCCGAUACAUCGAUCGAGCUGCAAAUGCAGAAGCAAGCGCACACCCCAAAUGGAAUUGUAAAAACGUGGAUACCUCAUGACAGAUAUCUGCCGAAUUCCUUCAGGAUGCUGUUAACUCGAUUUCUGGACAUCACGACGCCGCCUACGCCGAAUCUCUUGAGAUAUUUCGCCUCGAUAGCUACAAACGCAAAAGAACGGGCGCAACUUGAUCUUCUGGCCUCUGAUCCGGCGGCUUACGAGGAUUGGAGACAUUGGAAGUUUCCUAAUUUGGCCGAAGUUUUGGAUGAAUUUCCAUCAGUGACUCCAUUUGCCCCAUUGCUGCUGCUUCAUCUAACACCCUUACAACCGAGAUUCUACAGCAUCUCGUCGUCUCCUCAAGUGCACCGGGGACAAAUACACUUGACCGUCGCAGUGGUGCAAUAUCAAACGCAAAACGGUUCUGGACCAGUACAUUUCGGCGUUUGCUCCAAUUAUCUACGGCAAAUAUCCGACGGGGAGUUGCUGUAUGUGUUUGUGCGAAGCGCGCCAAACUUUUACAUGCCGACGGAAACUGAGGCGCCAGUGAUAUUGGUGGGACCAGGUACUGGAAUCGCUCCUUUCCGAGGUUUCUGGCAUCAUCGAUUUGCCCAGAUGAAACUUCAGCAGAAUAAAAAAUUUGGUAAAAUUUGGCUCUUCUUUGGCUGUCGUCAAAAAAAUUUGGAUCUAUACAGACAAGAGAAGAAGGAAAUGUUGGAGGCCGGUGUUUUGGACAAGGUGUUUUUGGCACUGUCCCGCGAACCUGGUCUUAAGAAGACCUAUGUGCAAGAUUUGAUCCAAGCGGAAGCGCCCCAAAUUUACAAAAUGGUGGUAUAUGAGCACGGCCACUUCUACGUUUGCGGCGACUGCACGAUGGCAGAAGACGUUUAUCAGACCUUGAAACAGAUCAUACAAACGCACAGCCAAAUGACGGACAAGGAGGUUGAGGCAUACAUGUUAUCGCUGAGAGAUGAAAAUCGCUACCACGAGGAUAUAUUCGGUAUAACAUUACGCACCGCUGAGGUGCACAAUCGAUCGCGCGAAACCGCCAGGAUCCGGAUGGCCGCCGAACCGUGAAAAUAUCAAACAUGAUAAAGCGUAGCCCAGAUAAUUUUCGUUUCGGAGGGUUGCCGCUGCUAAUUAAUAAUUACUCUGCAUAUAACAUA